AAACUCACUUUUCAGUGUGAAGUGUGAAGAGGAAGGAGAGCCUGCAGAGCGGUUACCGACUCCGAUCCACUUUCUCCGGCGAUUCUCACGGGAUUUCAAUGUUCAGCCUGUUUUUUUGUUUCUGUGUAGAUUUGGGCCGCACAUUUAUGGCGUUUGUGAGCGGAGACUUCUGCCAGGCACAGCACCUCUCCUUUGAGAACAAGUGAAUCAUCAGCCCCCUGCGGGACUACGCUACCCAGAAACCCCCCUGACAGCAAACACACUGGGCCUUGUGUGUUUCUCAUUCUCUCUCAUAUCCCCCUGGGAUCAAGCAUAGUCCUCAGCCUGAGCUCAAACGAGACCUCCCUCCCUUCCCUGCAGCUUUCUGUCUGUACAGUCAGUCAGAAACACCUCUCCUGAAUGGGGUAAUCUACAGUUGUCUCAUUGGAUGACUGAAGGCCGUCUCGCCAACAUGAACCGCCCUGCCGCUGUUGAAAUUACCUAUGAGUGCAUGAGGUUCCUCAUCACGCAUAACCCCACCAACUCUACCCUCAACAAGUUCACUGAGGAGCUGAAGAAGUUUGAGGUGAAUACACUUGUGCGUGUGUGUGAGGCCACAUACGACAAGGCACCUGUAGAGAGGGAGGGCAUCCAAGUCCUGGACUGGCCCUUUGAUGAUGGAGCUCCACCCCCCACCCAGAUUGUUGAUGAUUGGCUAAACCUCCUGAAGACUAAAUUCCGAGAUGAGCCAGGAUGCUGCAUUGCUGUCCACUGCGUGGCGGGAUUGGGCCGGGCACCUGUAUUGGUAGCCUUGGCCUUGAUAGAGAGUGGGAUGAAGUACGAGGAUGCGGUGCAGUUUAUACGACAGAAGAGACGUGGAGCCUUCAACUCCAAACAGCUUCUUUACCUCGAAAAAUACAGACCUAAGAUGCGGCUGCGGUUCAAGGAUGCCAACGGUCACAAUUGCUGCAUCCAGUAACAUGUCAGUUGUACACAACUAAUGGGAAAUUUUGCCUAGGGGAGAAAGUACAUGCCGUGGGUAAUUAUUGUGAUGAUGAUUUAUACUCUGAGUCAUGGCUAAUCGAUCACAGAGAUGUAAUGAAUGAAAGCUAUUCUGUGGAUUCACCAGCUGUAUGAAUGAAAGAGGUCAAAGCACACAGAUAAGCCUGGCCUUCUGGUUAUCAAUGUACCAGUACCAGGCUACAAUAAACAAGAUGUGGCCCUUCUGAUCUCCCAAUUGUCCAAACUUGGGAUAGCUUUUUAUUUUUAAUUGUUUUGAAAAUUAUGAUUUCAACCAUGGUGAAAGUAUUUACAGUUGUGGAAUGCUGAUGAUGCUUUUGAUUAUGAUGAACAUCACUGUUGUAAUUGGAAAAGAUGAUGUGCAUAGCUUAAAAAAAAAAAAAGUCACAAGAUAGUACCUUGUUUUAUUAAAACAACAACUCUUAAGUUGUUCAGAGGAACCGGAGCAUUCUUUGGAAAUACAGUGCUGUUCUCCCCCUUCCUUGAAGUCACUUUUAAUUUAGGGUCAGGCUGGGUUUAAAUGUCAACUGUAUUUAUUCACUAUAAUUAGUGUGUCUUGUCAGGAGUACGGUCGGGGCCAGGGCACUUUUUUUUUUUCUUCCUAAUGGAGCCAUGUUAUCUUCACUUUUGUUUUCUGAAUCUUUGGGGAGUGCAAUAUUCAGUCCAGCUUAGAGAGCAGUCAUCUUUAGGACCGUCCUACAUAUGCACAUGUGUGUACACACAAAGGAGGAUAUGCAGCAAGUUUUAGGUACUUUCUCACUCGCCGUGUCUGCUCACUUCUUGCUAGUGGGUCAGUAAAAGUCUUUGCUAUUGGCCAGACUGUCAGUACAUGUAUACACACACAUACACAUGCACACAAACUUGCUGUGACCCCACUGUUCAGCUCAUAGGCACACUCAAGGAAGUGACACGUGGGAGACUGAUUUUUAUUGUUUUGUUUUCGUUUUGUUUUUUAAACUUUUGCCCACAUUUUGAAAAUAGCCCCUCUUGGUUUUAAAAUGAAUAAAUGAAUUUAAAUGAAA
Molecule: messenger RNA, 2021 nt
Organism: Astyanax mexicanus (Mexican tetra)
Lineage: Eukaryota; Metazoa; Chordata; Actinopteri; Characiformes; Acestrorhamphidae
Gene: ptp4a2b
Product: protein tyrosine phosphatase 4A2b
Exons: 7
Coding region: 428-958 (176 amino acids)
Biological process (GO): protein dephosphorylation
Cellular component (GO): nucleus
Molecular function (GO): protein tyrosine phosphatase activity
Source: RefSeq, a predicted model, not a curated record